This is a messenger RNA of Rattus rattus (black rat), 362 nucleotides long. Its product is annotated as NADH dehydrogenase [ubiquinone] 1 beta subcomplex subunit 3-like. Gene Ontology annotation, biological process: mitochondrial respiratory chain complex I assembly; electron transport chain. Lineage: Eukaryota; Metazoa; Chordata; Mammalia; Rodentia; Muridae. Gene Ontology annotation, cellular component: mitochondrion. The record is from RefSeq and is a predicted model, not a curated record.
UUCCGGUUGCCUCCAGCUGGAAGGUUGAAUAUUGAGUGUCCUGGGAGGUCAGAUUGCUGUCAGACAUGGCUGCUGGACAUGGUCACGAACACGGACAUGGUCAUGGUAAAAUGGAACUUCCAGAUUACAGACAGUGGAAAAUUGAAGGGACGCCAUUAGAAGCACAGAAGAAGCUUGCUGCACGAGGGCUGAGGGAUCCAUGGGCUCGCAAUGAGGCUUGGAGAUACAUGGGCGGCUUUGCAGACAAUAUCACCUUCACAAGCGUAAUGUUAAAAGGAUUCAAAUGGGGGUUUGCUGCCUUUGUGGUAGCUUUAGGGGCCGAAUAUUUCCUGACUUCCCAUGAGGAUAAGAAGCGUCACUGA